Molecule: messenger RNA, 3263 nt
Organism: Rhagoletis zephyria (snowberry fruit fly)
Lineage: Eukaryota; Metazoa; Arthropoda; Insecta; Diptera; Tephritidae
Product: lysosomal-associated transmembrane protein 4A
Cellular component (GO): lysosomal membrane
Source: RefSeq, a predicted model, not a curated record
GUGUGAUUUUUUGAGACUUGGUAAAUUUUUCUGUAUUGCGUUUUUUGCUUUGCAAGUGAAAAUUUGUGAAAUAGACCUCGCCGUUGUUGGAGAAUAUAAAAAAAUAUAUUUUUUGGAACUCCUUUAAAUUUUUGGUUGUAUAAACUAAUAAUAAAUAGUAAGCAGAACACUUAUAAAAGGAGCAGGUGUAAAGUGUCUAGUGACAGCACAACAACGACAAGGCAGGCAUUUCGAUGCUAAGGAUCCGCAUCAAAAUGGGUCCACAACAGCGUAAUAAAGAAUGGACUUGCUGCUUUGGUUUGCACGUUCAUACCGCCACCAUUAUGAUUGGCCUCUGGCAUUUGUUUUUGAAUAUUUUGGCACUCAGUCUACUCGCUGUAAUAUGGCGCAAUCCGCAUAUGAUGGAAGAGCUCGAGAGCGGCUACGACUAUACAGUCGAUUUAAGCGCGCCCGCCUUGCCCACACCGCUUAGCAAGGUGGAUCCACCAUACCCAUAUCGCGAUCAUUCGCUCAACUAUCGCAAACAAUAUCAAAAUUUUGAUAUGGGCGGCUUAGUUUGCACCUGUAUGAUCGCUAUUACACUCAUGAUGAUCUACGGCACACUCAAGGGUAAACCCUCACAUUUGUUACCAUUUUUCUGUUUGCAGCUGUUUGAUUUUGCCAUCACUACUCUCACUGCUGCUGGCUACAUUUGUUACCUACAAGCUAUACACCGCCUAAUCGCCGAAUCACACCGCCUCCCUUGGCGCGAGAAAUUACUCGAGAUGUCACAGGAAGAGCUGAUGGUUAUCGUUUUGGUUGUUUUCAUUUGCAUUGUCUUCUUGAAGGCCUAUGCCAUCGGCGUUGUUUGGCGUUGUUACAAGUAUCUUACGCUGCGUCAGCAAAAUCUACGCACCCUUCUCCCUUGUGUGAUGCCUGAAUUGGGUGGCGCUGGACUGGUGGGCGAAGAGCGCGCCUACACAACACUCUUGCCAAAUUAUGACGAAGCUAUUGCACAGUAUUUGAAGCAAGCACCACCACCAUCCUAUCAGGUGGCUAUGUCCAACUAUCAGCGUGUCGAUGCCGAGGUAGAUGCGGCCAAUAAUGUGGUUGCUGCUGGCGCUGCAGUGGUCACCGCUGACGAUACCAUGGACAACAACAAUGAUACACCGAACAAUAAUAACACAGUGCAUGUGAAUGCAAAUACACCGCCAAUGAGACGAAAUGAAGCAAGCAUCGGCGCUGAGAGUGUUGAAACCGUUGCUACUGCCCCCACUGAGUCGGAUAAUAUCGCUGCCCCUGCGGCUGCAGCAGAUACAGUACGUGCUACUGGCGAGUUGACGCCACCGCCCCCUUACAUUAAUGGCGCUAUCAGGGUGACCGUUGGAAAUGGAGAGCCGCGCUUGGGACAACCACAGUCGCCACAAGCAGACAAUAGAAAUGAGAGUCAGGCUUAAGCGCAGUGAGUGAUUAUUGCGGCAAUACGCGUUAUGCCUGAGGAGUUUUAUGAGGAUGUGAAGAGUGGUUUUGUAUAUGAAAAGACAGCGAUUUUCGUAACAAGUUAAGAAUGUUCAAAUAACAACAUGAUUGUAUAUCCACAGUUUGUGAAGAGUACGGCUAAAUAAUGGCUUUCGUGAGAGAUAUUUUUUUUUGUUUUUCGUAAGGACGUUUGGCUUAAAUUUUGACUUGAAUUGUAAAUGUUUCUUUUUGUGACGCUCAAGUUAUGGAAGCAGAGACUCCGUUCCGAAAUUGUUGGAAAUUUUUUUGUAAACAAAAUAUUUAUUCGCACACCAAAAGAAAAAAAAACGUGGAAAAUAGUUUAAAGAGUUUUUUUUUAAUAAAUGAUGCUCGCUAUUUAAGUUUUUCUGAUUAGAAAUUUUCUAACUUUGACACCGUAGUUUCUUAAGAACGCAAAAAAUGGGCAUUUUUGGAGCGCUUAAAACCUUUAAUUAUUGUUGAGUCUCGGUUUUAUGCUACAUACUACGUAAAUUUUCAAGAAAAAUAUUUUUUGCUUUAGGUAUUGAGUGGAGAGAUUGGUAUAUAAUUUUUUGGCAGCACAUUUUUUUAGCUAUCUUUGGUUGUUGACAUUUUCGAUGCUUUUUUUUACUAAACAAAAUUUAGGAAAGACACGAGUGAUUGGAAAUAAAUAUACAUACAUAUAAAUAAUAGAAUAGAAACUAAAGUAAAAAGGUUUUAAGCAAAACUAAAGAGAAAAUUAUUUAUCAGAAAAAGUCUCCAAUGCAAAAAUUGCUAUAAAACUAACAAAAAUUGUUAAAAUUUUCAAACACAACUGCGAAACUACAUUAUCAAGUGCUAAAAAAAGAUGCAAAGCAAAAAAAAAAUACAAUGAUAAACAAUAAAAAUUAACAACUUUUCGCUCUAAAUGUAUGUAUUCUAAUAUCACACACACAGAAAAAAAGGAAACAAAAAAAUUUUACUAUUUGAAUGAAUGCUAAAGCGUGUUAAAAGUGGAAGUGAAAGUAAUACCCCAGAAAUUUAGUGAUUUUACAAACGAUUUCAAAUAGUGUAUGAAAACUGAAUGAAAUUUUAAGAAUUGUAUACAGCAAAAACUACUUAAACGAUAAAUAAAUACCAAAAGCUAAGCGUUAACAAAAAGAAAAAACACUUGCAGUAAAUAAUUUGGAUAUAAAUACAUACAUUAUACAAAAAUAUAAGCGUAUAUGGCUAAAAACUUGAUAAACACACACACACACAAACACGACUACUUACACAUAUAUGCAUAUUCAACUAAAUGUGUUGUUAAGGGUAUAUGUCGCAAAUAACGACGUUUUUAUUGUGUAAAGAAAUAAUGUCCAAAAUAUACUUAUACUAAAAAAAAAAGUAGUGAAACCAUUAUCUACAAUAUAAAAAAUUACAACUAAAACAUAUUUUAGUUUUGAAUUUCUGCACUGUCGCACAAUUUAAAUUUCAACGUUUAGAUGUAAAAUAAACAUUAAAUUGUUAUUUUUAUAAAUUACAUCAAAUUCAAAGGCAUUAGAGUAUUUUCAUAUUAUUUACUUAUUUAGUAUACCUAACGUUUCGGGUUUUAAAUAUUUACAUACAAAGUCUCAUAUCCACGCAAACCUCGUAAAAUUGUUUAAUUUUGUACGGAAACCCGGUUUAUUUACGAGGUUUACACAGUUACGAGGCAUUUAUACCCUGACUUUUUUAAUUUUUGUUUUAUCAAAAUUUUUUGUUAUUUUUAAUUUCAAAGUUGUAUAUCACAUAUUUUUUAAUUUAAAAUUUUCCCUCUUAACAACUUCUCACGCGCCACAACAACUUAU